AAAAACAACCUCUUAUUCAAAUAACCAAUAAAUCUACUAUACUAACAUAUACCUCAUAAAUAAAAAAUAUUGAGUAAAUAUUUAACACCCGAUUAAAUCGACAAUGCACACUCAUCUGAUUAUUCUUUUAUUAAAAAUUAGCAAGGUAACUUUAAAUAAAAUAUGAUUCUCAUAUCAGUGUAACGAUUUCUCGUAAUAACGUCAACUCACACUUUUAUUAACUCUAUUGAUAUUUAAAAUGUACAAGUCAAUUAUAUUUAUACUUGUCUUAACAAUAACAAUAGACAAAAGUUAUUCAAUAGGAUUUAAUCCAUUGACAAGUUUACAAGAGCAAUUAAAUACAACAAUAGAUGCCGCUAAAACAACAAUAAAUGAUAAUUUAGCAACAGCUAAAAAUAAAAUGAAUGAAGCUGGUGUUGAAUUAAAAGAAGCUGCUGAAUCUGCUGGCCAAGCUAUGUACGAUCAAAUAAGUACUUUAAUGAAUCAGUUGGACAAUCAGUUUGAAGAACUCGAGAAAACUGCUGGUGAAGUUGACAUUAGUGAAUGUAUGGCACUUGGAAAUGCUAAGGACAUGAUAGCACUUAGUUUGAUGGUUAACGUGAGCAAUUGCAUUGUUGAACAUCUUGAAUUUGGAGACGGAUUUUCAGAGAGUCUUAACAAAGUCACCAAUGAUGUACUAGAUAAUUUAACUAGUGCACAAAAUGAAGCUAACAAGUGUUUUGAAGAUAUGAGCUUUAAGGCUAUAGCUGAGGCUACUCUCUGCGCUAGUAAAGUGACAGCUAAAACAACCUGGAUGACAGUCAACAGUAUUCCUGAGACAGCAACAACAAUUGGAAAACUAACGAACGAAAUGAGUAUGCUGCCAAUGAAUGUUCCAUACUGUACAGUUAGUAAUGGUAUCGGAGUUUUGCCAAAGAAAUACAUGGACCUUUACAAUGAAGUUAAAGAGUGUAUUGAUAAAAAAAAGUCUCUAAACAGUAACUAAAUAUAAGAUGAAAUAUUUUAGUAAAUUAUUUUUAGCUACAAAAGAAAUAAAAUAUUUAAUCAG
This is a messenger RNA of Microplitis demolitor, 1048 nucleotides long. RefSeq lists its product as uncharacterized. The coding region runs from base 239 to 985 and encodes 248 amino acids. The record is from RefSeq and is a predicted model, not a curated record. The transcript has 3 exons. Lineage: Eukaryota; Metazoa; Arthropoda; Insecta; Hymenoptera; Braconidae.